AUGGGAGAAAUGGAGGACUUGAGGAAAGAGGCAGAGAGUCUGAAGGACCAGAUCACGGCGGCCCGUAAGUCUUUUCAGGACACCACGCUGCAGGACGCAUCAGCUUCCAUCACAGUCGUGGCACGAGUGCAGUUGAAAACCAGAAAAACACUGAGAGGACACUUGGCCAAGAUCUACGCCAUGCACUGGUCGACAGACUCCAAGCUGUGUGUCAGCGCCUCACAAGAUGGAAAACUAAUCGUGUGGGACACAAUCACAACUAACAAGGUGAACGCCAUCCCGCUGAAGUCGUCGUGGGUGAUGACCUGUGCCUAUGCGCCGUCGGGGAACCUGGUGGCCUGCGGAGGUUUGGACAACAUGUGCUCCAUCUACAACCUCAAAGGGAAGGACGGCAACGUCAAGGUGAUGAGGGAGCUGGCCGCACACAACGGAUACCUUUCCUGCUGUCGGUUUCUCAGUGACAGUGAAAUCAUAACCAGCUCUGGAGACUGCACCUGCAUGCUGUGGGACAUCGAGACGGGCACCAUAAAGACCACGUUUGCCGGGCACCAGGGAGACUGCAUGUCGCUGGGCGUGUCUCCAGAUUUUAAGUUCUUCAUCUCUGGAGCCUGUGACUUCACGGCCAAACUGUGGGACAUCCGCGAGAACCAGUGCAGACAGACGUUCUCAGGGCAUGAGAGCGACAUCAACGCCAUCGGGUUCUUUCCAAAUGGGAACGCUGUGAUCACCGGCUCGGACGACGCCAGCUGUAAACUGUACGACCUCCGCGCGGACCAGGAGCUCAUCACGUACCAGGACUCCAGCAUCAUGUGUGGGGUCACCUCUCUGGCCCCGUCUCUGUCCGGGAGACUGCUGCUGGCCGGGUACGACGACUUCAACGUCAACAUCUGGGACAUGCUCAAAGCAGAGAGAGUUGGGGUUCUGGCCGGACACGACAACAGGGUGAGCUGUAUCGGGGUGUCCUCAGAUGGGAUGGCCUGCUGCACGGGCUCCUGGGACAACUUUCUCAAGAUUUGGAACUGA
Messenger RNA from Knipowitschia caucasica, 1023 nucleotides. Lineage: Eukaryota; Metazoa; Chordata; Actinopteri; Gobiiformes; Gobiidae. The record is from the annotation of a GenBank genome assembly.